Messenger RNA from Symbiodinium sp. CCMP2592, 9029 nucleotides. The record is from the annotation of a GenBank genome assembly. NCBI's taxonomy places the organism in Eukaryota, Dinophyceae, Suessiales, Symbiodiniaceae.
AUGUCGCCUCCCCCGCGUGCCUCGCACGACGAUUUGCCUGUGCAAAUCAGACAGAACCUUGCGCUGCAGAGAAUGCAGCAGAACCUUUUCGAACUUGACGAAUUCUCUUCCCCUGUGGCACCACAGGAGGGUGUUGAGGCAGAAGCUGCCCCUAUCCCGACCAGAGCGGCUCCUGCAGGUGCUGCAGAUGGUGUUGUCCUUGAAGAUGUGACGGCUCUGCUCGCCCAGGUCACCAAGCAAUCAGAAGACGAGGUGAAGAGAGCAGGUGUCAUCGAAACACUGCGAGCCUGUCACACGGUGGGUCUCCUCAAGGGACAGCCCAUCCUCCAGCGUCUUUUCCUGGACAUGUACGAUGAGACCAAGCGCAAUCGCCUGCUGACCUCCAGCCGCGACUCCUCUGCUGCGGGCAAGCCUCCUGUGGUAGUGGACGCGGUUGCCUCAAGUGCCGAUCGUCCCUCCCAGGAGGUGCCACCUGAUGCAUUGGAUGUCGAGAUGGUGGAGCCGGCGGAUCUGGCUGCUGAUGGCGACUUUGCCAUGGUGGACGCGCCCCCUGGGGAAGGGAGCGCGGUUGCCUCAGGUGCUGAUCCUCCAUCCCAGGGGGUGCCAUCGGCAGAUCAGGAUGUGGCCCUUUCGGAGCCGGGCUUGGUCGACUCGACCAAUGGCUCCUGGGUUGUGGCCGACAAGGCCCCAUCGAUCACGGUGCCAAGCACCUCCGGAGACUAUGCAUGGGUGGAACAUGAAGACGUCGAGCAGUUGCAGGCCUGGGUUCAAGAGCAGCUGGACGAGCUGCCUUUUGUCUCGGUCAUGGACUUGUUCAGCAAGUCCCACCCCUGGUGGGAGGCUGUGUGCAGGUGGUAUUGCACCGUCCCGGAGGAGGUGGGGAUGAUAAAGGGCCAAAAGAUCACCAGCACAGUUUUGGCCCGGUGGAACUGCCUGAGAAGGGAGGACCGCGUGAAGCUCCUCUCGCAUGUGGACGCAACAUCUAAGGAGUUCCACCAGGACCCGAGUCUCCUUGUGAGCGGCCUGAUGCACAUGAAGCACAAGCUUGAUUUCAAGAACGUGGGCACGGUCAUCCUCUCCCUGCCGACCUUGACGAAAGAGGAACUUCUAGGCACGGACAGGGCGGUGGUUCAGUGCGUGGACGCCACGAAGGCGGUCUACAGGCCCCAGACGGAAUAUGAGAGGAAGUUGCCGGGCCCUGCUCUUUCUGCUGCCAUCAACUCUGCCGGCCCGAUGGGGAAGGACUCCUCACCCGGUUUGAUUCUCAGGAUGGCCCGGAGCAGAAGCCGCACGAAUGCGGAGUGGUCUUUAGCCCGGACAUGGCCAACGCCCUGGGUGCCCACCUUUGCCGAGGCGGUGAACCUGGAGAAUAAGACACACAGAGGGAAGGUCCUCAGGGCGGCCGCGGGGGCUGCUCUGGCAGUGCUCCAGUGCCAUUCGAAGCUGGUCGCCUGGGCCUCCUCCAACGAGGCGGCCUCCAUUGCCUUCAAGAGCCAAGGAUUGCCAAGGACAGUCCUGACCAAGCUUGGCAUGGCAAUCUGCAACAGGGCUCCACGCUCCUUGACCUGGCUCACGCUGCGGGGAACCUCCUGGAUUUUGGGCAAGGGCUGGGAGACAGUGGAGGCGAAGGUGGGGGGUAUCUUUGUGAUCUCCUACUUGGACGGCUCUUCUGUGGAUGCCAGCUUUGGACCUGGCGUUGAACCGUGCCCGGCGAAGGCAGAGGGGGACACCCCGGUUGCCUCAGGUGCCGAUGGGUGGACCCCAAAACCAGAGCGGGCGCCCACGGACCGGGACAUCGCCAUGGAAAACCUCAAGGCCUUGGAGCAAGCGGCCAUGGAGGAAGGGACCGUGGAUGCGGCGGAAGAGGUAGCGAAGACGGCACUCCUCCCUGGUAAGAGGGCGGUCGCCAACAUGGCCCAGAUCUCUUCCGCCACGUUGGCUGCCAACCUCACUGGGACCAACCAGGGUCAGGGCCUUCUUGCUGCGAUGCGUAGGACCCUGGCACCGCAGGAGAUGACCUUUGACAAGGAGGAGAAGGCCAAGCGGGAGGAGAAUAAGAAGCGCAACGCGGAGCAGCUCCAGGACCAUUUUGUUUACACUCCGGUGGUCCAGCCGCCAAGCCUGUGGAGCAAGGAGCUGGUGGAACUGGUGGAGCACGUACUCGGCCGGGUCCAAUCCGAAGUGGUGGCGGUCCACAAGCUUAUCCAGUCGAUACCGAAUGUCCCGGAGGACAUCGAAGGUGGAGACCUCAAGCACCAGGCCGACGUGAAGCGUGUGGCCGCCUUCUUCAACCCGGCCCUUUUCGACAAGCCGUUCCCGGAGCUGCAGGGGACGAAGGCCCCGGAGACUCUGGAAGACCAGGUCCGGACCCUGAACGCCAUGUCCUACCUCACGGGUUGGAGGUGGGUGAGGCAACCGGGCUCGGUCACCCAAGGCGAGCCUGACGAAUGGUACGCCGGCUGGACGGACCUCACCCACACAGCCUUCGCAUCGGCCACGCACUCAGUGAACUCCAUCUUCGCCAAGCAUGGAUUGGCGACGUACAGCCUUCAGAUCCCGGAGAUGGUGGGGAACCUCCUCAACCCUAUGGUGGCGCUUUCGAAGCCAGGAGCGGAAGGGGAGGUAGGCAGUGAGCCCCACCACUGGCGGCUCAACCUCCAGACGGUGACCCUCAGGGAGCUUUUGAACUGCUAUGGCAGCGUGCUCUCGGCCAAGGACAUCUGGAACAUGGUGGGCCCAACGAAAAACGAAGGCCAGAAGAAGUUUCAGAAGGGGUUUCCCCUGGUGCGCUCCAACCUCCGCAAACGGGGAGAGUACCGUGCCGCCCGCCGCCAGGCCUUCCUUGACCUGCGCUUGAAGGCGAAGUCGUGGAUGGAGGCAAGAGGGUUCGGAGAACCGAAGUGCCCGGAGGACUACGCGAUCAUCCUCCGCCGGAUGAGCUUCGAGGUCCACUGCAUGAACUUCCUUCACAACCCCAGAUGGCUCAAGGACCUCCCGGAUGCUCCGGUCGUGGACUCCAAGGACAGGCUUCGGCUGCGUGCGGAGUAUGACCACAGAGUCACGCUGCCCAUCGAGUCCCUCCCGGUCGACCUCAAGUCGUUCUUCUCGGGCAAGCAUGCACAAGUGGGCACUGAAUCCACAUGGAAUGUGGCAUGGUCCUCCCGGACGGAAUGGGGCCGGGACUCGGUGGAUGGCAAGUGGCUCAAGGGAUUGCUGCCCCCUAGCCUCGAUGCCGGGGAAGGCGGCGUAAUCGAUGUUGGCGCCCUCUCGUGGCUGUGCUGGGUAUGCUCUUGCCCCUGUGACUGGCUGGGCCGGGAGCCUGACCAGGUCGUGGACACGCGGGACCGUGAGCUGGUCAUCCUCACGGAGGCUAUCUGGGAACGAUUCCAGCCGAGGGCCAGGGAGCUUCUUGUGGAAGGCUCUGGCAGACCGGUGGCAGACCAAGUUGAUUGGUCCUUUCUGCUCACGCUCCCCCCCGAGACUCGCCAGAACAACGCUGGCCUCAGGGCCGGGUAUACGGUCCAACGCUGGCGACAAGGUGGCAUACGGCAAGGUGGCACCUGCCUUCUGUGUGAUCCCUGUCUAGACAACCUCCAUCCGGGUCACUUUGGUGGCCCUGCCUGGUGCCACGUCUCCUGCAUGGAACAUCCUUAUUCCCGGGCGCUCAAGCAGACCCUCCCAGGGUUGGAGGUCACUUUGAAGGACAUGGGCCUGGGCCCACACCCGGUGGAGUGUGACGUUGCUGCCAAGGCCCUCCUUGAUUUUGACGUGGUGUCUGGCGUUAAGGCAACCUGGCUUCAGACGCUUCCGGAGGAUAGGAUUCAAAAGCUUGAAGAGACCUUCCCAGAGGCGAUCGCAAGGCUCCAGCGCCCUUCUCUCUCCAGUGGGUCUUGGGAGCACUGGGCACCGAGACCGGCGUUGAUGGAAGGCCCGGUCAAACAACUUGCUGUGGACAGGGCAGCAAAGAAGAAGUGGGCUGACAAGAUCAUCUCGGUCCUUGCCCCUUACCACAGACACCUGGACAAUAUGCAGGACAUCAAGCCGGGGGAGGAUAAGUAUGAGGUCUGGCGGCCAUUGGUGGGAAAAGCCAGAGUCAAUUCUUUGAAGUCGGUCUUUUACAGCCUCAAGAAGCUCCGUUCCACAUUGGGCUGCUCCCCCUUACCAUUUUCAGAGGAGAAGGCGAAGCACCUACUCCACGAGGCGGUUGACCAACAGUUCUCCAUCUACAGGCUGGGGCAGUUGUGGCGGACGCUGCACUGGAUCCCCCAGCACUUUGGUGGUUUUGACCCCACGACCCACCAGGCGAUCAACCGACGUUACGAAUACACCAGGGGCCUCCUGGUCACGUCUGAAGCCAAGAAGGAGAGGAGGGCCACACCACCUUCCAUGGAGGUAGUCACGGCGUUGGAGAAGUUGGCCGGGUCCCUUCCGGAGGGCUCCCCGGAUGGCUAUGCGGCCUCGUUCUUCAGGUUUUGCAUCGGGGCCUCGGCUAGGUUCUCUGACACAGUCCAUACCAGGCCUGACACCAUGAAGCUCACUAAGGACACUUUCGAGUUCACCGCCUGGCAGACUAAGGUGAAGGAGAUUGGAGACAACGAUCGUCCCCAACCGCUCAUUUCACCGCUGGUCUCCUUCUCCAAGGUUGAAUGGUGGGACCCAAUGAUUGCCUUCAGUAAGAAGCGGAACAGCCUUGCCACCAAGGGCCUCGAGGACAAUUACCUCCUUCCGGUUCCAGACCGCGACCGCCUAGACUUCACGAGGGCCCUUUGUGACAAUUCUCGGGCCCUGCGGUGGCUCAGGGCCCUCCUCUCUAUGAAGGGGGCUGGGAUUGCAGAGGAGGAGGGGGACAGCAUGGCGGAUGUUUACACGAGGGAACACCGCUCAGUGGUCCUGUCUAUAUGGAAAGAAGUCCUUUCCAAGCCCCAGCCGAUUGCCGAGGAUGGGGUACGGUUUGUGCCGGAAGACCUUGAUGCCCCCUACUACCAGUUGUCUGAAGAGCCACCCAUGGAGGACGAGGUCGCGCAGCUCCCGUUGCUCCCGGCGGCCAACGAUCCUCCGGAGGAGAAGCGGGCGGAUGGCCCCGCCUUUAUGGCAACCAACUCCCGGAAGACCUGGUUUUUUCCGGUGUACCGGGUACACUGGUUUGAUCGGGGAUACCGUUGCCUGGGUUGUGGUUGGAGGCCCAAGGACUCCAAGAGCUUGAUCACUUUCUACGAGUUGGACUGGAGACUAGACUACGUCUUCUGUGCUAAGGCGGCGCGAGCCAAGCAGCCCCCGGACUGCUUUCGGCUUAACGUUGUGCCCAAGGACUCCUCCAGCGGGGACCCCUCGGAUGGCUCGGGCUGGUCCACGAUCCCUUUCGUGAUUGUGGGCGGUUGCCGCAGGUGCCGAUCCCUGGCCGGGGCAUUAGCCCUGCGGACUUGGCGUAUUUCCGACCUGUCUGAGCUAUGCCUGCCUCGGGAAUCCGUGCUUGCACUGAUCAACUCGCAUGUCAUAGGGCCAAGCCAGCAGCCUUUCUUCAGCUUUCUGCUCGGGCCGGCUGCCAUUUUGGGUCAGACUCACGACGGGUGUAAGCCUGGGCUACUACCGCCUGGACCGAUGGACAGACCUCGUGCUGAAAUCGACGCCAGGCAGACCCUGGCACGGCCUCCUGACCUAUGCCCGGACCCCUACAAGGAUGAGGUCAUGAAGAUCGAGGACAGCGUCCGCCUGGUCCUUUCUCGGCAUCAAGUCCCGUGGCUAGUCCUCUGUGUCAUGGGGAAACAAGGAUUUGUCAGUGCCCAGGACUGGGCAGGCCGGUGGGAUAAGAAGGAACUCCGAAAAGAAGCUCCCAAGUUGGGCUUCUCACCAGGCCAGAAUGGUUAUGAUGAGCACACCUGCGUCCUCACGGCGAUCCGCCUGGAGAACGCGGUCGAACAGUUCAAGCUCCUCAAGAAAAGGAAGCUUGCCGAGGUGGACAUUCACUCGGUGGAGGACUACAAAGCGAUGAUUGGCAGAGGGGACCGCCAGGAAAUGCGGGCAGCCUACUUGUCCAAGUUCGGCACCGAACCGGAGCGGGAAUACGAAGGAUCGGACCAUAUGCUCGGGGUCCUGAGGGAGUUCCUCUCGGGCUCCCAGCUGGAUCUCAACAAGGUGGUUGCAAACCACCCCAAGGAUGGUGAACUGAAGUUCCAGAAGCGUCAGAGCAAGGAGGACGACGAAUGGAUCCAUGAAGAAUCCAAUCGUGUCCAGUCAGAGAAACAGUGGAAACGGGUCCUCAUGAUCUGGAGGACGUCUCUUCUAAUGGUGGUUGCGACCUGCACCGGUCCCUCCUGCAUUCACCUGACUAAGGCAGACCUGGACGAAUUCUACAAUUUCCUCUUCGGGGACACCAUCAUGGGCCGGGAACCCGCCCCUUCACUGGGGGUUCUGAUGAUAGCGGAAAGGAAGGUAUGGCGUCAGGUGGCCCUGAACAUGGCCAAGGACGAGACUCUGACCAUCUCGGCCGCCCUCAAGGAAAUCCAGAAUAACUCACGCUUCUGGUCGAUGGAGAUAGACGAGUUCUACCCCUUCCAGCCCAAAGGCACCAAGAAAGGGAAGGGCAAGGGCAAGGACAAGGACAAGGGCAAGGUCUCCCAACAGUGGGACUCCUGGAAAGGGAAAGGCAAGAGGCCCUGGAAAGCUAAGGGCGAUUCAUCCAAGUACCAGGGCAAACAGAAGAAGGAAGACUGGCGUUGGGCUACGCGCUCGGACGAGUCGGUCGAGCCACCCCCUGCACCUCCGACGGGAUCCUUCCGCACCAAGGCAUCGCAUCAUGAGUGGGCACAGAAAGGGUCGGAUGGCAAGGAGUUCUGCAAGAAGUACCAUGCCUUCAACAGGUGCCCGGGAGACUGCGUCCCACAACUGUCCGGUGCGCCUGCCCCGAACAAGAGGGCUUUGGGCGAAUCUUCACUGGAAGGGGACCGUUGGAAUCGAGAUCGUUGGUCCCAUGCUUUGCCAACUCUGCCUGGUUUCAGAGGCCUCCCUCACAGGCUCUUGGACAGGCUUCUUCCUGGAGUGUCUGUCUGGCCAGUGGAGGGAAAAUCGUAUCAGCCCACAGUGCUGAUUCUUUACGCUGGGAAGGAUGACUCCUGGAGCACCAAAGCAGCGAUCACAAGAGUGGCCCCUUUCCUGGGUGCCUCGGUUCGGGAAUUAGACAUUUGCAGGGGAGGCAUUGCACAGGACGUCCUUGCUGAGGAAACCUUCUCUGACCUCUGUGCUCUGGCUCUCUCUGGCAACCUCAUGGCUAUCGUUGGGGCAGCAGCUUGGGGCCUCGAAGACCUUCCGGAGACGUUGCUCACGGACGUUGAUAAUGACUCACUUCUCCUCUACCACCUUGCAAUGGCGUCGGGCCCUCGGCCCCCAGCAUUCCUCCUGGAACACCCGGAGGAUCCCGCCAACCAAGGUGGUUUGGCUGGGGCGGGGGACGGAGGAGACCCACCACCGGGACCCAGGCGCGGGGCUGCCCCUGGCCAGACCAGUGCACCGAGGGAUCUGGAGCCCCCGGCUCCCACUACUGCUGACAACUACCCCAGUGCAGAUGUCUUCGAGCACACCGAGCAAACUUUCUUGGAAGAGAAGCUCCUGGAGAUGGUGGCUGGGCCCUUGUCGGAACAGGAGGCGGCGGACCUCUGCGCCUGCGACGUGGCAGAGUUGUGUGUCGGGGCCAUGGCGGGCAUUCAGGAACUGGACAAGGUCAGGACCAUCUUCGACGCCUCGGUCAUUGGUGUCAACGACAACAUCAGGGCGAACACUGACAAGAAGACCACGGCCCCGACACUCUACGACUUGCUCUUUGCUUGGCUCCAUCUGGCGUCGAAGGACCUGACCCUUUUCAAGUCGGAUGUGAGCAAGGCUCACCGGAGGAUCAAGGUUCUCAAAAAGCACUGGAGGUACAUGGUGGCCAAGAUCAAGAAGAAGUUCUGGGUCAACAAGGUCGGCACCUAUGGUGUGGCCUCGGCUCAACUCUAUUGGGGCCGAUUGGCAGCCAUCCUCACCCGCCUCUCUUACCAGAUUUCAGAGGUGUUCCUUUGGGUCCUUGUCUUUGUUGAUGAUUUCAUGGCUGUUAUGAAGGAGAGCCUUGGCGAACUGGGGGCUGCUACCCUCAUGCUCUUCCUUACGCUGCUGGGUUGUCCUAUCUCUUGGCAUAAGAAUGCCCUGGGCAAGGUCAACCGUUGGUUGGGCUACAUGGUGGACAUCUCCGAAGGCUCCGUGUGGCUCCCGGAGGAGAAAAUGACUGUCCUCCGCCCGGCCCUGGCGAGAUUGGAAUCAGGGGAACUGCACACCAGGAAGGAAAUCACCUCCUUACUGGGCAAAUUGCAGUGGGUGGCUAAGGCCUACCCGCAGGUGAGUUCUCACCUCCAGCCGCUCUAUGCAUGGGAACAAAAACUGGAACGCAAGUGCAAGCCGGGAGACCUUGUACGUUUCCUGGCUACUCUGCUCCUCUCAAUCCUGGAUACUGGUCCCUGCGUUCCUCUCCGUCUACAGCGCAACACUCCAUGCUAUGGGAGUAGUGAUGCCGGCGAGGACGAUGGCUGGGUCGCCAUUGGUGGCUGGUUCUCGCCCUCUCUGAACCCGGCUAAAGCGGAGGUCCUGUGGUUCUCCAUGGACGUCCUUGCCACGCCAUGGGCGCAGCCCCUCCUGGCGCACACUUCUGCUAAGCGCCGGAUUGGGGCCCUUGAACUCCUGGGUACCCUCAUUCUUUUCCUUCUGGCUGCGGAGUCCCUGGGACCCAGCAUGGUCGAUGCGCACCUCCCUCUCACUACGGAUAAUGAGGGCAACGCCUUUUCUGCCAGCAAGAGAUCUUCGAAGAAGUGGCCUUGCUCGGCGCUUUUGAUGGAGCUCUCAGCACAGGAGUUCCACAAGGGUGUCUUUGCUCAGGCCACCCAUGUCAAGCGGAGCUCAAACACGUGGGCAGAUCAGCUCACACACUUUGAUUUCGAAGGAUUCUCCCCCGAAAAGAGGCGGGACGUCUCCUUGUCCUGGACUCCGAGCUGGAUGAUCCUGGAAAA